GUAUUAUACACUUGAAGCGAACAAAUCACGGUGGACUCCUAGAGAGAAAUCACGGCUGUAUUGAAGUCUAAUUAUUCACCUCCACGGAGAUCUUCAAAGGACUUGGAUGCCACAACUAGCCGGCCGCUUAAGAUCGAACCAUAAGGUUGAGCCUUUGAAGGUUUUGGAAACACUUCUGAUUCUGAUUCUGAUUUUGCCAACUUCGACAAAACUUCCAUAACCUCUAACGAGAAGCAAAAGCAAAAGCAAAGAAGGAACUGCUCGUACCUUCUUUCCAUAACUUGCAAAGAAAAGCAAUAACGAUAUAAUCUUCAACCUCCUCAAACAUGUCCUUUACCAAAGAAAGGGGCUACGAUCCCGAAAUCGCCCAAGGCCAAACCACCACCUCCUCCGACCAAGACCUCCCUUUCACCCCCAAAGAAAUCGCCAUCCACACCUCCUCCCUCCAAGAAGGCAGUACGUGGUAUUCCAAAGCCCACCGCUAUACGAGCCGAUUCGGCGUCGAAUCCCGCGGCAUCGAACGAGUCCCGAGCGAUGAGCGUAGUACUGCCGGUAUGAGCCAGAUCGGCACACUAUGGCUAUCAGCCAACUUGGUAGUUUCCUCUUUUGCGCUUGGGGCUUUGAGUUAUCCUAUCUUUCAUCUGGGGUUUGUGGAUACGAUUUUGAUUAUUCUGUUUGUGAAUUUGGUCGGGGUCAUGCCGGUGUGUUUCUUCUCAAUGUUUGGUCCCAGGUUUGGCUUGAGACAGAUGGUAUUGAGUAGAUUUUAUUUUGGAUGGUAUGGGGUGAAGAUUAGUGAGUUUGCACUCCUUUUUUUUUCAUUCUCGAGGUUUGGUAAGAGGAGCAUACUGAUAUAUCUCCAGUUGCAAUCUUCAACAUCCUUGCGUGUAUCGGUUGGUCUGCUGUCAACGUAAUAGUUGGUGCGCAACUCUUCAACGCUGUUAAUUCUAGCAUGCCAGGCUGGGCCGGCGUAAUAGUCAUCGCUACCGCUACCUUUAUUGUUACGCUAUUCGGCUACAAAAUUGUACAUACCUACGAACGCUACUCAUGGAUCCCGUGCCUCAUAAUAUUCCUCAUCGUACUUGGAGAAUUUGCCCACAGUGGCCGAUUUUCCAAUAUCCCCAUCGGCGUGGGAAAAUCCGAAGCAGGAGCAUGUCUCUCCUUCGCUGCAAGUAUCUUUGGUUUUGCCACGGGCUGGACCAGCUAUGCGGCAGACUACACAGUAUACCAACCUGCCGAUCGCAGCCGAAAGUCCGUAUUCCUUUGGACGUUCGCGGGUUUGAUAUUUCCUCUCCUGUUUACCGAAAUGCUGGGCGCGGCUGUUGCUACAGCUAUGUCUGCUAACGGUGGAGAUAACGUAUUUAUGACCAACUACACCAGCUCUGGAAUCGGAGGUCUGCUCUCCUCAGUACUCGUGCCCCCUCUUGGGAGGUUCGGAGAAUUCUGCAUUGUUGUCCUCGCUCUCUCUAUCAUAGCAAAUAAUUGCCCAAACAUCUAUUCCGUGUCUCUAUCCCUGCAAGUUCUUUCCUCUGCCACCGCACGUGUACCACGCUUCGUUUGGACAUUCAUCGGAACGAUUAUCUACUGCGCGGUUGCCAUUCCAGGCUACGGAAACUUUGCGUCCGUGCUGGAGAACUUCAUGCUCGUGAUCGCGUACUGGCUAGCGAUCUAUGAAGGGAUCUCACUCUCUGAACAUAUAUUCUUCAAGAGAGGAUUCGAGGGAUAUAGACCGGAGAAUUACAUGGAUGCGAGUCGACUGCCCCCGGGAAUCGCGGCAACGGUAGCAUUUCUCUUUGGGGUCAUGGGCGCAGUAUUAGGGAUGGCACAGGUGUGGUUCACAGGACCCAUUGGAAAGCUCUGCGGCAUGGACUAUGGAGGGGAUGUAGGAUUUGAGCUAGCCUUUGCUUUUUCGGCAAUUUCAUAUUGCGGGCUGAGAUGGGUGGAGAUUAGGAAGUUUGGUAGAUAAGGCCUGACCGGAGUUGGUAUAUGUACAUAACAUGACAUGAUAUGAUUUAGGAUAUGAUGGAGGAUUUUUUGUUUAU
Molecule: messenger RNA, 2039 nt
Organism: Sclerotinia trifoliorum
Lineage: Eukaryota; Fungi; Ascomycota; Leotiomycetes; Helotiales; Sclerotiniaceae
Source: the annotation of a GenBank genome assembly